Molecule: messenger RNA, 15252 nt
Organism: Podarcis lilfordi (Lilford's wall lizard)
Lineage: Eukaryota; Metazoa; Chordata; Lepidosauria; Squamata; Lacertidae
Source: the annotation of a GenBank genome assembly
AUGGCACGGAGUUGGACGAGACGGCCCGCCCCUCGGGGCCCCUUGAAAAGUCUCCGGACGCUGCUGGCUGCGUCGGAAGGAUCGUCGGAGGCCGCUUCGCCCAGCGGGCAGCCCAGAGCGCCCUCCGGCUCCGCCCUCCACGGCUGCGCCGCCCUCGCUCUGGCCGGGGAGGCUGUUGCUAGGAGACCGGAGGGACUCGGCCUGCGGCAAGAGGGGGAAACAGAGAGGUAGGCGCGGCGGCGGCGGCGGGGUAGCGAAGCCGGAGGGGGGGGAUGCGCGGGAGGGGGGGCAGGUUUAACCACGACAGGAGACUGGCUGGGAAGAUGUUUUGCGCCGCAUCCAAGAUCCGAACUGCCUGCCUGCCUGCCUUUCAGGGGGUGGUGCCACAUCACCAUAUCAAAAUUAGGACUGCGCAAGGGGGAGACAAGCCUAGACAGCAUCUUCAAAAGCAGAGACAUCACCUUGCCAACAAAGGCCCGUAUAGUUAAAGCCAUGGUUUUCCCAGUAGUGAUGUAUGGAAGUGAAAGCUGGACCAUAAAGAAAGCUGAUCGCUGAAGAGUUGAUGCUUUUGAAUUCUGGUGCUGGAGGAGACUCUUGAGAGUCCCAUGGACUGCAAGAAGAUCAAACCUCCAUUCUUAAGGAAAUCAGCCCUGAGUGCUCACUGGAAGGACAGAUCCUGAAGCUGAGGCUCCAAUACUUUGGCCACCUCAUGAGAAGAGAAGAUCCCUGGAAAAGACCCUGAUGUUGGGAAAGAUGGAGGGCGCAAGGAGAAGGGGACGACAGAGGACGAGAUGGUGGGACAGUGUUCUUGAAGCUACCAGCAUGAGUUUGACCAAACUGCGGGAGGCAGUAGAAGACAGGAGCGCCUGGCGUGCUCUGGUCCAUGGGGUCACGAAGAGUCGGACACGACUAAACGACUAAACAACAGCAAAGGGGGAGCAUCCAACAUGAAGCAUUUCUGUUGGAUCCAUGUUUUUUUUUUUUUAAAUUAAAAUCAUGCAUCGUCAUCCGUAUACCCAAAAAGCCUUUUCCUCCACCCCAUUUAUGUAAGAGUGAGAAUUACCCAGGCUCAGGGGAGCUGUGUGUUUUUCCUCAGCUUCACGUGCCUGGAAGCAGGUGAUCCCAGAGGAGCGACUCAUGCGGAGAUGCAGCCCUCCUUCCUUCCCCCCUGAGGCUGGGUAACUGGGCCUAAGGCAGGGGUGGGUGAUCCAAAGGCAUCUGAUGGAGAGACGCCACAGACCAGAGCAGUGAAUCAUGCAAAGGGCACGGUGAGCAAUCUUUGCUUGGUGCUUUGGGCUCUCAGGAGCCCUUGAUUAUGCCAUUUUACUUCUUGUAGCCAUUAGCAGUUAUGUCAGGCCACACCUUUUGGGAAUUAGUGCUUUAAGAGCUUCUGACAACAGGUGUCGUAUGCUUUGUUGAUGGGAGAAACCAGAAGAUAGUCUCGUGAGCAUGGGUUAGAUGGCAAAACUGAUCCCAGAAGGGAGGAAUACUUUACAGGCAGGAUAACACAUCUAACAAGAAAGAAAAAGGGAUUGUCUCCAACUUAUUUGCCACUUCUUUAAGGACAGAGGCUCUGCUCCUUGAACAGAUGCAUGGCAGGUAAUCAUUUAAAAUGGGAGCAUUACCUGGCAUGAAAAAGCAGUGACAGCAGGAGACACAAGUUGUUGAUUUCUGACCUCUACACACUGCUUUAAAGAAAGCACAGAGCAUCUGUCCGUAAACAACGUGGCAACGCUAAUUUUUAGGAAGUGGGGCUUCCCCAAAGGACAACCAAGUCAGGCCACAAUGAUGUUUGAAUAUUUGCCAUUUCUAGGCUCAUCCAUGCUUGCUUCCUCUCCUCUAAUAGACAUUCCUGGCAAUUCUGGUCUCAUCAGACGUGUCCCUCACAAACCUUUGGUAGUGUUGGUGGAAAAGCCUUCAUAGCUAGCCUGUGAGGCAGUGGAUUGACCCAGAUUUGAAGCUUCAGGCAAGGUGAGUUCUAAGAAUUGCAAUAAAAAUAAUGGUGAGGGAAGGGAAGGAAAUAAAAGGCAAGAAAGAGAGAGCUAGUGGACUUAAUCUGAGGAGAGUCAGGUUCAAAUAGGACUUAGCCAUCAAGCUCACUGGGUGGCUUUGGACCUGCCAUGAUUUCUCAACCUUAUCAAUGUCACAGGAUUAUAUGUGGAUGAAAGGGGGAGGGACCAUGCACACUAUGCGUGGGGGAUCUGUGGCCCUCCAGAUGAGGUUGGACUACAACUCCCAUCAUUCCUGGCCGUUGAUCGUGGUGGGGGCUGAUGGGAGUUGGAGUCAGCAUCUGUAGGGCUACAGGUUUCCCACCUCUGAUGUUCAUAAUCCUGAGAUCCUUAAAGCAAGGCCAGGAUAAUAAAGAAGGAAUGGGUAUGGACAACAAGUUAAAUGAGGCUUCUGAAGAGCCAUAUUGGUGUGUCUAUACCAGUGAUGGCCAAACCUGGCCCUCCAGCUGUUUUGGGACUACAACUCCCAUCAUCCCUAGCUAACAGGACCAGUGGUCAGGGAUGGUGGGAACUGUAGUCCCAAAACAGCUGGAGGGCCAAGUUUGGCCAUGCCUGGCCUAUACUAACAAAAGAGGUAUAGGUACAGAUGUGGUCUGACCAUUAGAGCUGCCCCCCUUUAGCAUAGACCAAAGGGGUAGGAGGAGGCUUGGGUUCCUCCUCUUUGUACUUUGUACUUUCCUCCAUUAUAGGUGCAGUCAUGCCGAAGAAGAGAGGGCGCAAGCGGGCGGCCCUGACUGAUGAAGAACGGCUGAUUAUGAUGCAACAGAAGCGGCUGGCUGAGGAAGAAAUGAUGAAGAAGAAGGAGGACAUGCUGGCCCAGUUCCUAAAGGUACCAUUUGUUUGCCUGGACAUAAAGGGGUUUGUUUGUGCUACAAGGAAGCAUGAAGAUAUGUGGCAUGUUGUGGGGAGAGGAGUGUCGGCAGACCUGCUCACAAUUCAAAACAGUGCUCCAGGGGUCUUGUUUCCAAAUGUGAGAGAACAGGGUGAAUCACAUAAUCUUAGGGUGUUCUCAGCAGUGAGGCUAAGAACAUCUUUUAGUCUGCAACGUGCCACUUGUAAGAUAAUGCAGGAUGGAAAACAGAAAGAGUCAUUUUAAAAUUGUAUGCUCUGACCGCAGCAUUUUAUGCAGUCAGGAGGUGAAAGAGCUUGAAACUAGCAUGGUAGAUUGUUGCGAGAGUUUAUAUGUAAUCUCUGGAAGGUAAAAGGUCAAAACUAGGUUAGUGGUUUGGAGGCAGAUGGGCAAGGCCAGACACAAACUUAAUUGGGAAAUCCUAGAAUCUCAACACAUUUUGAGCUCAGUACUUUUCCCCAGAGGAGAAUUCUUUGAGAGCAAAAUAGAUGUUUAAUUAAAUGGCUGCCUGUAUUGUUGGAGUUUAUUUUAAAACUACUUUGAGGAAGUCUUUCAAGCUCAACACCUUUGGGAUUUUUCUAUAAUUACUGUUCUGUACCAUUUUGGGGGUCUUUGCUUCUGUUCUGCUGUAAGAGGGAAGACAUAGAAGGCAAGCAGAUGGGUAAAUAGAUAGAUGUAGGCAGGCAACAAAUUACUCUGAUGGAAGAAUAGUGAAAGGCCUUGGAGCCUAUAUUGGAGAAAGUGAGCUGUGGCUGUUUCUCAUGGUCACCUGACCUCUUAACUCAUGAAGAUUCAGACCAGUGAGCAAAGUUACAGUGCAGCCCUUAUUGACGCUUUUGAUAUUAAAUUGAACUGAUUGCUGCUACAACAAUAGCCGAUGCCAGGCAUAUAUGACUUCCGUCACAGAAAUCCAGUGAGAGAGCAUUGACCCUAUAUGUGCCAUAGGGAGCCAUGGCAAUGGGUGAAUUUAAAUUUAGUACCGGAAGCUUAGAUUGUGUGUCACUCUAGUUUUUAUCAUAUCUCUUUUGUUCUGACAGAAGGUUUCUGCCAAUUAAGCUGGAAAUGCUUUCAGUUCCUUUUCUUACCAACUGACUUGGUGGCAUAUUGAGUAUGAAACUGGAAUUGGGUGAUGUAAUGAAUAGUUUCAAGUAAACAUGGCAAUAGAGUUGGAAGACCCGUGAUACAAAUCCCUAAAUUUAAAGUGGUCCUACAGUGUCUUCAUGAACACCUCCGAAGACGUUUCACAAGUCCCCCAGUCUGUCUGUUAUAUUGACAUGGCCUAAGGGGCUUUACAUUUGGGAAGUAUUUCCUGAUGAUCAUUUGAAGGCACUCCCACAUCACUUUAAAAGGAUCAGUGCUAUUUCAAUGCAGUUGAUCAGCACAGAACAUGUUCAGGGUGUUCAGUUGACACUGGGGCUAAUAUGUGACCAGUGUAAGUGGUGUCUGACCUGUGGAGAAGGUUGCCAUCCUAAGAAAAUAAGAAAAUUCCUUUUUGAUCAGACCAAAGGCUCAUGUAGUCCAGCAUCUUGUGUUUAUUGAUCAGUCACUAGUUUUGUGAUCACAAUGGUUUUAGGAAACAAAUUUUACUGCCUACUACCUCUAUUCUUUGUCUGGUUCCUUAUCUUGCGAUGUCUGGGAUGUGUUGGGCUUGCCUGGGUAAAGUUGUGGCUCUUAAUACAGGAAAAACUGGCCAAAGAGGAGCGCAACAGUGAACUAAACCUGCACAAGAUCACCCUACAGUGGCGCACGGUGCUCCGGGAAGUCAAGGCCAGGGAGCUGCGUAAGGACAUUGAGAUUCUUAGCCAGACCUUUGAACGUGUGGUGGACUGCAAAGACAAUGUCAUUAAGGUGAGCCCUGGCCGGGAAAAGCCCUUGGAAUGAGACUGUGAAACUGUUAAUGGCUCUCUUAGAGAUUGGAGAGGGAAGUCACGCACCUUCUGAGACUCACUGCAGCUCUGUGACACUUGCCAAUAAGGAGCAAAGGGGAAUAACAAAGGGCACAUCUGUACUGUAGGCAAAAGUGGUUUGCACUUUGUACAAUUCUGCAAUGACCUCUUAACAGUUCUUUAUUAUUGCUAUCAGUGGGUCCCAGUGGUAUAAGAUAGAUAGAUAGAUAGUUUAUUACGGCCAUAGGCCCAUAUUCAAUACAUCACACAGCAACACAGGUAUAACAAGAUAAAACUGAUAAAUUAAAUUACGUUUAAAUCAAGUACGUCUCAGACCGUAAGUUUCUAAAUUCCAUUAAAAUAAGAACAAUAUGGCACUUAAAAUAUCAAAUUAUCAGUAUAAAUCAAUAUUAUUUAGGCAAAAUCAAUAAUCAUAGAGUAAUCCAUUUUUCUUUUUAUAGGCUAAUACUGUUAUCAGAAAUCUGGCAACAGAAAGGGACCUACUCGGAUCAGAAUCUUGCAAUAAAUGAAUUAGCUGUAUUUCCAAGGAGUCACCUGAGAUUUCCAAUAAUAAAGGGGACAAAAAUCUGAUCCGAGAAACUGAAUGUAGUGAACAACAGAAUAGUAUAUGUUGUAAAGAUUCUAUAGAUCUAUUAUCGCAUACACACACCGCUGAGAUCCGACCAUUGGAAAAUCUAUUAUUCAAGACAUUGGAAGGAAAGGCAUUAAAUCUUGCCUUAAUAAAGGCAUAUCUGUGGGCCGCUACAGACAAAGAGGUCAAAUAAGAUGGUAUCUGCUGUGGGGGCACUAUGCCCAGUGGUAUAAGAACUGAAUGCAGUGUGGAAUGCCAGGGCCAAUCCACAGCAGAUUCAGUUCAGACGCUUUAUGUGUGUUUACCAGCUUAAUAUAAGCUAUUUCAGAUACCACAGUUUAUUAUUUUAGGUCUUGGCAUUCUCAAUAUUUUUAGUGUGGAAUUCUUUAGCUCUUUAAAACAGAUUGGUCUCCUGCUGUGGUUGUCUGAUCCAUCUCUGUCCCCUCCAGUCCCUCGCUAAGGACCUCAUGGAGGCAGAAGCUCAAUAUGCGCAUGCUUUGCGCAGCCACUUGCACAACAUAGACCAGCUGUUGGAACUCCAGCGCUGCCGCAUUGGCUACUUGGAGGAGGAUUACCAAACGGAGCUGCAAGCUCUGCAGAAGGAGUUUGACACAGAGAGGUAGAAGGGAAGAAGGGAGGGAGGCUGGGAAAGAUGGUGCCUCAGCAGCCGUGGAAAACUGUGUUUUGUUGGACUCUUAGAACUCAACUGGCUUUUCAUAUUUUCACCAGGAAGAUAAUUAUAGGUCACCAUAAUCUAGAGAGCCGGUACCUGCAGGAUGUGCUGCUGGCUAUGGAGCAAAACUUUACUGACAGUGAAUACGAGGCCAGGCUCGACUUCCAGAGUACAAGAGAUGACGUCAAGAACAAGGUCUGGGUUAAAACUCGGGGAGGAACUUAUGGCAAUUUCUAAGUUUGCUAACGAAUGGGAGGAUUUAUCAUACAGUGGUGCCCCGCAAGACGAAUGCCUCGCAAGACGAAAAACUCGCUAGACGAAAGGGUUUUGCGUUUUUUGAGUCCUUCCACAAGACGAAUUUCCCUAUGGGCUUGCUUCGCAAGACGAAACGUCUUGCGAGUUCUUGCGAGUUUGUUUCCUUUUUCUUAAAGCCGCUAAGCCACUAAGCCGUUAAUAGCCGCUAAGCCGUUAAUAGCCGCUAAGCCGCUAAUAGCCGCUAAGCCGCUAAUAGCCGUGCUUCGCAAGAUGAAAAAACCGCAAGACGAAGAGACUCGCGGAACGGAUUAAUUUCGUCUUGCGAGGCACCACUGUAUUUUGAAAUGGACAGUAUCCUCAGGAAAAAAUAUAUGCACGUUUUAGCAAUGGCGUAGCCUUGAAACCUGCCUUUCAUAGGCCUUUUAAAACUUAUUUAAUAUGCAAGUUAGGGCAUCAUUAUUUCAUAAUCAGCUGUGUGCUGAUGCUCUCCUUUUUUCCUUUUGAUUGUUUUAGCCCAUUUCAAGUGAGUUUUAAUUAGUUACACUGAUUUAUCUGUGAAUGCCAGUUGCUGGGAAUCACAAGGUUAUGUUAUGUUCAGUUCCUGCUUUGAGGCUGCCUGUAGGCCUCUGGUUGGCCACUGUGAGAACAGAAUGCUGGACUAAAUGAACCAUUGGCUUGAUCCAGCAGGCUCUUCCAGUGUUCUUAUGCGUCUGCUAUGUGACAAUAUAUUGGUUAAUUUAAAAAAAAACAAAGAAAGAAAGAAUGUGGGAUGGGUAGAAGCUACAUGGAGAUGUUCAACAGAGGUUUAGUCAUGCCAGGACUUUGAAAUUAUAAAGGUUCUAAAUAUAUCCUGCACCCAAUAUCAGGCAUCUCAUUUGACUGGAAGCCUAUAUGUAUAUUCCUUCAACUCUUUGUUAACACUCAUCAUCAUAUACUUCGUUUGAGUUUAUUUCCCCUCCAUUGAUUUGUAGCUGCCACUAGUGAUGAAGGGCCCCAGCUCAAACACAUUUUAUGUAAUCAAAAUACACCCAUUACCAUCCCUGUGCUUUUUUGCACAUAUAGCUAUAGUCAGUGGCUGAACUGGUCUACAGGCAGAAACAUGGAACCACCUCUGCUGUAUAUUUCUUUCUCUCUUCUUCCCAGUAAUGUGUAGCGAAUCAACUCAUGACCUGAUUUUGUAGCCCCUUCACCCCCACAUAAUUGGCUCACAGGCUGGGGGAAUGCGCAGGCGGAUGGUGUCAUUUCCAUGCAUUGUGUUAUGCCACACAUUACUGGGCGGGGAAGAAGAAAGAACCCACAGAGCUGAUGCUGUAAAAUCCAGUUCCAUGUAAGAUCCCAAGAAGAGCCAUAUGAGAGAUUCUAGUGAUUGGGGAAACAAGACUGUAGCUGAAACUAUGUGCAGGUCCUCCAUAUUUUCAUUAUUUCUCCAGGUACAAGGUUUCUUGUUGCUGGAGCCCAUACUCAUGAUUUUAAAACCCCCAAAGAAAACCAGUUGGGCAUACUAAGGCUUUUUAUUUAUUUAUUUAUAUUAAAUUUCUGUACUGCUGUUCAUCCAAAUAUGACAGGGCAAUUUAUAAUCUAAAAUUACACAAAUAUAUAGCAUAAUAACAAACAAUAACAAUUUUUUUAAAGGGCAGAUCCUCCACACCAUACAUUUAGAGCACAUCCAAUGCACAUUUAAAGCUCACGACUUCCCCCAAAUAAUCUUCCAAAGUAUAGUUUCCUCCCGUAGAGCUACAUUUCCCAGCAUCCUUAACAAACUACAGUUCCCAGGAUUCUUUGGGGGAAGUUAUGAGCUUUCAGUGUGCAUCAGAUGUGCUCUAAAUGUAUGGUGUUCUUUUGCUUGGGAAAGGAGUUCCUGGGGAGGCUGAUCUUGGGGUAGUCCAAAAUGAGUCAGUUAACUGGAAAACUCCAGAGCAGACCAGAAUAGGACCGGCUGUUCUGCUAACAGAAUACUAAUCUGUGUUCAUUUCUGCCCCAGAACUUGGAGGAGAAGCAUUACCUGCGCAUGCAGUUGGAGGGUAAAGUGGAGGAGCUGUGGAAACGCUUCCAACAGGCCUUGCGUACUUACACAGAGGCAACGGAAGACCGUAAGUUUGCCUUUGAAGGCCUCAAACGCAGAGAUGAGAAGAGCACCAAGGAGAUUGAGAUGCAGAUGAGGAAACUGCAGAAGAUGCAAGUGAGUGGCCCUGCUUGGGCUGGUCGGACCAGGGAAACAUUUGGGCUUUAUUCAGGCAUUGCUUUCUCCUGCAGCUGAGAUAUUGCUGGGCUGUCCCUUCUACGCAGUGGUGUUCUUUCAAAAUGGCAGCAUUAACAGCCUCCCCAAGUUACCUUCCUUGACCUAUAUCCCCCCACCCCUUGCAAUUCACCAUCAAGAGAGAUACCUAACCGGUGGCCCAGUUUCUAGAAUUGGCAGUCCACUUGCAAUGACCUCCAGGAGUGUGUGAGGUUGCCACUUGGCUCACAGCUUAGUUGGGUUCCCAUGGCGGAGACACUCUUUGCAGGGCCUUUACCUGCAUUGGUGAUUAUCAUGGCCUUGUCUUGAAGUGUUGCUGUUGAUUGCAGGAAACAGGGUGUCUGUGAAUUAAUUUAUAUGAAUUAUCCCCUCUACGUAAGGGACGUGGGUGGCAGGUGGCGCUAAACCACUGAGCCUCUUGGGCUUGCCAAUCAGAAGGUCGGCGGUUUGAAUCCCCACGACGGGGUGAGCUCCCAUUGCUCGGUCCCAGCUCCUGCCAACCUAGCAGUUUGAAAGCACGCCCCAAAAGUGCAAGUAGAUAAAUAGGUACCACUCUGGCAGGAAGGUGAACGGUGUUUCUGUGCGCUACUCUGGUUUCGGUGUUCCGUUGCACCAGAAGUGGCUUAGUCAUGCUGGCCACAUGACUAAGCCACUUCUGGUGCAACGGAACAUCGAAACCAGAGUUUCUCUGCAGACAAAUGAUGGCUCCCUGGCCUGUAAAGCGAGAUGAGCGCCGCAACUCCAGGGUCGUCUGCAACUGGACUUAACUGUCAGGGGUCCUUUACCUUUGUAUCCCCUCUAUGUGGGUAGAUCCUGGACUGGCUGCCAUUCCAGUGGUAGCCGUGGAGGUCAUGCUGGAUGGAGGGAGCAUUGAACAUUUGAUUUGGGCCUGCAAAGCUCAGUGGACAGAAUCGGAAGGCUGGAAAAGAUCGAAAAUUCCUCAGCCUCCAGCACUCUUCUCCAUAAAUCGACCUUCUCCCCCUCAUCCCACCAACAGAAGAACCUGGGGGAAAAUAGAUUCAUGGGCAAACGUCUGGUGAUGCACAUCAGCGGUGGGCGGAGCAACAGAUCCUCCUGAAACCUUGCCCCCCCCAUCUCCCAUGCCUUAUAAAUAUCUGCAGUUGUUCCUCAUCCCAUUAUUAAUCUGAACCCCCACAACAGUAAAAUCUCACACCACCAAAGCUGCAAACCAAAAUGGCCAUCUAAUUGCACCUCUUCCUGCAGCCAUGAGUUUCAGUUUAUAGUUGCCACAGAAGCCCUCCUGUCGGCUGACUAGAUCCCUCUCUUGUCACCAGGACCUCAUUGGCAUCCUGAAGAACAAGAUUGCUCUUCAUGCACGGGAGAGCGAGGAGCAGAACCGACGAGUCCGCGAUGAGAAGGAGGUGGUGCUGAAGCAGCUGCAGAAGCUCAAGAGCGAGAUGAACCGGGCCAGAGCCAAGGCCCGUAGCAACCUGGCUAAGCUGUCCAGGGAGAGCAGCGGGGCUCUCAAAGUGUUGGAACGUGUUAUGCAGAAGGUAAAACUGUAUGCACUUUUGGUUAAUCAUGGUCUACCCAUGUGUGGUGUAGAGAGGCAGUGUGGUGUAGUGGUUAAGAGUGGUAGACUCGUAAUCUGGUGAACCGGGUUCCCGUCUCCACUCCUCCACCUGCAGCUGCUGGGUGACCUUGGGCUAGUCACACUUCUGUGAAGUCUCUCAGCCCCACUCACCUCACAGAGUGUUUGUUGUGGGGGAGGAAGGGAAAGGAGAAUGUUAGCUGCUUUGAGACUCCUUUGGGUAGUGAUAAAGCGGGAUAUCAAAUCCAAACUCUUCUUCUUCUUCUCAGGCUCCUUCCUCCCACAAAUUGAGAAAGUACAUAGGAUGGGGAGAACGAAGUUGGCUGAAACAGUGGCGUCGCAAUGGGGGGGUGACGGUGCGCCAGUGUGCCCCGGGUGCCAUGUCUUGGGGGAGGUGAUAAGAAGGCACCUCAUGGCGCCGCAUGUGGAGGAUCCUCAGGGACUGCAGCUGCAAGCAGAGGAUUCCGGUGCCAGUGGCAAACCGCUAUGUACAGCGCACAUGCGUCGUCGCAUGCAUGCGCUGUAUUUAAUGCCGCCGCACAUGCACUGUACAUAGUGGUUUGCCACCGGCGCUGCUUCAGCGCCGUACGGAUGGCGGUGGGAUCCCUCCACUACAGCCGCAAACGGAGAAUCCUGCAGCCGCGAGCAGAGGAUCCCGGCACUGUCCGUACGGCGCUGGAGUGGUGCCAGCAGCAAACUGCUAUGUACAGUAUACGUGCAGCGUCGUUACGUACAGUGCAUGCAUGCGCCGCCGCACAUGUGCCGCACAUAGCAGUUUGCCGCCCUGGGUGUCACGACCCCUUCGUUCACCCCUGGCCGAAGAGAACAUGCAGAAAUCAAACUUUUGGUGGUCUCUGGUAGCCCUUGGGAUUCCCAAAAUGGAGUUCAGAUCCAGGAGAGUUCUUGCAGAUUAUGUGCAAGCACAGCUUUGGCCUAUAAAAAUAGCAGCUGGUUGGCUCCAAAUAAAGCUGUUUUAGUGGAGACUAGCUUUCGGGGGGGGGGGCGCUACCGCCUCCUGAAUGGACACAGAUGCCUAUACUGCUGACAUUUCCAAGGCAGGGAGGAAUGAGCCAGGUUUUACCUCCCUUGCUGAGAAGCGCCCUUGCUUAGAGGAAUUGCCCUUUGUUUCCCAUGUUGCAUAUGAGAUAUAUUACACUCGUGAGCAGCUGAGGUCUGGUAGUGUGGAAAAUAAUAGGGUUAAAAACCUCUCACCUAUUUCCCCCCUACCUUUCUUUAAACUAUUUUAAGAAGCAAUGGCUACUCUUUGUGCAUGUGCUCCCACAUCACCUUGGAGAGCAACUGAACUUGCCUCUUGCCUCUCUUAGUCCUAGCCAUGCUGGAACAGAAAGCACUUCCAGAGGAGGAGCAGGGAGGGAGCUGCACAGUCUAUUGGGGGCAAAGAUAAGGUGUUCUUGACUGGGGAAAGGAACAAACAGUGGCUGGGACUGCUCAAACAGAAGAGAUGGCUGGGAAUUCCUGCGAGAAUAAGAAAUGGUGAGAGUGAGAGAGAAGCAGCAGUAGUGAAGGCUACACCUUAUCCUUCUAGGCUAUAUGGAGGUUUUUAGCAUGUGGUUCCUUUUAGCCACCACCCCUCUUGAAUGCAUAGCUUUCUUGUGCAAGUUUACCCUGAUUAUUAAAGCUGGACCCUUUACUUUUCUAUCCUAUGAUGCUCUGUUUCAUUUUUCAAUUUCAGAUCCUGGUUCGUUUUUAGUGGUUUUAUAUCAAUGGGGGUUUUUGUACUUGAGUUUUUGUACACUUGAGAUCAUCUAUCUAUUUUAUCUAUCGGUUUAGAAAGGUUCUUUAAAAAAAUUAAUGCUGGUCCUUCCAGCCUCAGAUGGCAGGAGAGGAUGCAAGCCUUCCCAAGACUCCUUGUCUCCUCUGCCUUGAAAGGAUGAUGUUCUUUCCAGACACUUUGGGCAGCAUCAAAAGCACUCAUUUGAUCAGCACAAGGAGUUUUGGCUGUGCUCCUCUCCCUGUGCAUCCCUUAAGUCUGUUCUGGGAUUCCCCCCAACCUUCUGGAGCAGAUUUGGGGACGGUGCAGGGCAUGCAUGCGGGGGGUGGGGAUUCCAUUGUGCAAACCUAAUUCCUUGCACUAUAACAGAACAAGUGCUUUGCAUACUAUACCGUGUGCCUGUAAAUCUUGUCACAUAAUCUUCUCUUGCCAAGGAGCUGCCCGCAAUUCUGGCUCUCUUUUGAGCGUCCCUGUGUGACAGGCAUGUUGCCACAGAUGUGUUCGUCCCAGUCACAUGAUAUUUUAGUGUACAUUUAAAUAACUCCAAAUCUUAAAUCUCUUCAUGGUGCGGAGAACCCAUAUGUACUCUUGUGUGAAAAUUGUGCAUGGCUCUCAUUUUGUCACAAUAAUUCACUUAGAAGCCAGGGUGCUGAGCAGCUCUCAGAGGACAGUUGUGUGUGCAGUACAUGUCCCUUCUUACACAGAUUAAUUCAGCAUUGGGGGGGGGCAUCAUGUGUGGUGUCUCUUAAAGGUACAGGAGCCCAGGGAUGAUUGUCAUGUGGCAACGAGAUAGAGGCUGUGUUCACACUGCACCCAAUGUGCUCCCACCACUGGUUAGAGAAGUAGUGUGCACAUGGCAUUAUCCACAAUUCAUAUCUAUGUGGUUGUUUCUUACGAAAUACUGUGUUGUGAUGUGCUUCCCCUCAAACCAGCUUCAAUCUGGAUUGAGAAAAAGAACAAUUUAGCUGCAUUUUGAGCCAUUAAUGUGUACACAGCCAUAUAGCCUCUUCUUCCCAAAGGAGCCAUGCAUUGCUUGAAAGUGCCCUGACAUAGUGGUGGAAACUCAGAACUCCCAGAGAGCAAAGCAGAUUCCGUGCAUGCUGCUCUUUUAGCCGAGAUGUACAGUUCAGAGUUUCUCUCAUGUGACUGGGCAAAAACAAGCAAGAGAACUGGGCCAAAACAAACAAGAUGAAUUUUAACAGGGAGAAAUGUAAAGUAUUGCACUUGGGCAAAAAAAAUGAGAGGCACAAAUACAAGAUGGGUGACACCUGGCUUGAGAGCAGUACAUGUGAAAAGGAUCUAGGAGUCUUGGUUGACCACAAACUUGACAUGAGCCAACAGUGUGACGCGGCAGCUAAAAAAGCCAAUGCAAUUCUGGGCUGCAUCAAUAGGAGUAUAGCAUCUAGAUCAAGGGAAGUAAUAGUGCCACUGUAUUCUGCUCUGGUCAGACCUCACCUGGAGUACUGUGUCCAGUUCUGGGCACCACAGUUCAAGAAGGACACUGACAAACUGGAACGUGUCCAGAGGAGGGCAACCAAAAUGGUCAAAGGCCUGGAAACGAUGCCUUAUGAGGAACGGCUAAGGGAGCUGGGCAUGUUUAGCCUGGAGAAGAGGAAGUUAAGGGGUGAUAUGAUAGCCAUGUUCAAAUAUAUAAAAAUAUGUCACAUAGAGGAGGGAGAAAGGUUGUUUUCUGCUGCUCCAGAGAAGCGGACACGGAGCAAUGGAUCCCGUACUACAAGAAAGAAGAUUCCACCUAAACAUUAGGAAGAACUUCCUGACAGUAAGAGCUGUUCGACAGUGGAAUUUGCUGCCAAGGAGUGUGGUGGAGUCUCCUUCUUUGGAGGUCUUUAAGCAGAGGCUUGACAACCAUAUGUCAGGAGUGCUCUGAUGGUGUUUCCUGCUUGGCAGGGGGUUGGACUCGAUGGCCCUUGUGGUCUCUUCCAACUCUAUGGUUCUAUGACUGUUGGCAACUAAACCUACAUUACAAACUUAUAUUGGUUUUAUACUCAUUUAAUUGCCAUGGCUUUCCCUAAAGCGGAAUUGAGGAACUUACGAUCCUCCCGUUGUCAGGACCACCAGUUCCACCACUCCUGACCACUGGCCAGGCUAGGAGUUCUGGGUGCUAGAAUCCAGCAACAAACAUCUGGAGGAGCACAAGCUCCUCACCCCACUCUAAAAAAUCCCGGGAAUUGUAGUUUGGUAAAAGUGUGCCCCGGGUGCCAUGUCGGGUGUGUGUGUGAUAAAAGUGCUGAAAAUCCUGUGAAGGGAUUCCUAGCUCUCCAGAGAACUAAAACUCCCACAUUAGAACUAUACAGAGACACUCCAGUGCCAGACCCUGGGAAGUGUAUCCUGUGCCAGAUAGAGGAAAACUGAGUCUGAUUAUUGUUCCCCGUCCCCCAUAGGCAGAGCUGAUCCUGCGCCUGGCUGAGAUGUGCCGCAGGCUAGAGUCGGAGGAGGAGAAAGUGCUGCCAUUUUAUGCCAGUUCCCUGACCUGGGAAGAACAGAAGACUGUGGAUAAGGUGGUCCUGGAGAAACCGGAAGAGCCACUAGCCCAGGUGAAUUGUCUGUGUGUGGAAAGGGGAGGAAGGCAUGUGUGCCUGCUUCACCAGCAGAGGAGGAAACAGUUCUUUCAGUUCAUUGUCAGGAUUAUUCUGUGUCUCCAGUUUAGCAUUCAGGGCUGUUCUUUCCCAGAAGAUUGGUCAGAUUGAGGCAAUACAGCCCUGGCACCAAUGGGAACACCCACCCCAAGGCUAGCAGCAGCAGCUGGGGUGGAAGGGUUUCCAUUCAGACCAUGGCAGGGGCAGAGUUAACCCCCAUGUCACAGCCCCAAUCCUGAUCAGGCUCCCUAUGUCUGCUCUUCACAGCAGGGGAACCACCAUACAACUUCCAAGUGAUGCACUUAGCAUCAUGCAGUUUUCCCCUUUGCCUCUGAUACUUUCCCAGAAUGCAUUCUGCCUGCCUCUCUAUCCAGGCCCACCUGACUUUGUGGCAUUUGCUUGCCACACAGCUAUAGGAAAUAAUCUUUGCUACAAGACCUUUGGCUGCUACAUUCACAAGCAUUUCCCGAUUUAGCAGAUAGAGCAGUUUGUUUCUCCCAGUGCAGCCACGGACUCAAAGCAGGGAUUCUUGUCCAGAGACUCCUUAGAACCAACCCAGAAGCCUGUCUUUUCCAGAUGAUGCAGGAUUACGUGGGGCUGGAGCGCUUCUGGCAAAGAUACAACAAGGUGAGGCUGGAGCAGCUUUCGCUGGAGCGGACGAAGCAAGCGCUGCUCCAAGACAACCUCAGGCUGAGGCAGCUGCUCAAGCAGUACCUGGAUGGCAUCUCGGUGAACGACGAGGUGCUGAGCCAGAUCAAUCCACUGAUGAUUGUCAACCAGCAAAACGUUGCCCCACCUUCGUCCCAGCCUGCCAAGCAGCCCAUCUAUAACGUGGUCGAGGCAGCACUCGAGGUCAAGCGGAUCCUCUAA